AUGGCUUACAACUAUGCAAAGCUCGGCCACCUUAGCUCUUCAAAAGACCCCCAAUAUGACAUUAUUGUAGUGGGCUCUGGUCACAAUGGCCUCAUUGCAGCGGCAUACCUCGCCAAGGCCGGCAAGAAAGUUCUCGUUAUUGAAAAGGCGUCUUAUCCUGGUGGAGGCGUUGCCUCUUUGACCAUGGCAGAAGAAGGAUUUACCAGUGAACGACACAGUGCCAUCCAUCAAAUGAUCCUGGCCAACCCCCUCGUAACCAAGGAUGAGCUGGAACUUCAGUCAAAGUAUGGCUUACGCUAUCUCCCACUGGAACCGGCCUACGCAAUCAUCUUUGAAGAUGGAGUUCUUCCACUGUACCAUGAUGUGGAACGGACCGUGGACACCAUCACAGACUUCUCCAACGAAGCAGAAGGCCAAGCCUACUUGAAGUUUGCUACAUUGGCCACCAAGUUUGUCGAGCUAUCCAUGCCAUCUAUGUUCGUUCCACCAACAACGCCUGUAGACCUAUCGGCCCACCCAGAGAUAGCCCAAGCGGUCGAGUUUGCGGCCAAGAAUAGCUCUCUUGAAGUGGUGGAGCAGUACUUCAAAAACCCAACAGUCCAAGUCGCCAUUCUCCGAUUCGUUACGGAAGUACAGCUGGCACACCCGAAGACCCCAGGCACAGGCGUCAUGGCCUACAUGGCUAUUGGUCUCUUACACAAAUACGGGUUGGCUGUACCUCAGGGAGGCGGUUCAGCAUUCACCGCGGCCGUGAUUCGCGCCCUAGAGGCCCACGGAGGUGAAGUGCGCCUCAACACUGAAGUCAUCAAGAUUGUGACCGAAAAUGGUCGCGCAAUCGGUGUCCGUACAAGAGCCGGUGAGAUUCGUGCCCGGAAAGCUGUAGUCGCCCAGAUCCACCCUCACAUCCUUGACAGGCUUGUAGAUGGAUUAGAUCCAGAAGUUACAAUUCCAGCAAAGGAAACGAGACUUUCUGAGUAUACUCUUUUUGUUGUCCAUGCAGCCAUGGAGUCGCCGCUGAGAUUCCGGGCUGGCGGUGUAGCCAACAAAGUGGUCAUGAAUACCAUCUGUCCUGGGAGUGUCGAGUCACUUCUCAAAAGCUACGAAGAGAUAGAUCAAGGCAAGAUACCCGAGGACUUAAUCAUUGGGGCCUCUAUCAUCACCAACGCUGACCAGACGAGAGCUCCGCCAGGGAAAUCGCUUCUACAUGCUGUGGUGAUGGUCCGAGCCGACAACGCUGAGGUUGGCUUCCAUGGAUGGGAUGCAAUCAAGGAUGAAGUCACCUACAAGGUUUUUCGGUACUUAUCCAAGUAUGUCGAGGACUUGACACCUGAUCAAAUUCGGGGCUAUCAUGCGGUGACCCCCCUUGAUCAUGAGCAUGACACGUCCAGCUUCCAAAGAGGGGAUAUUUGUGGCCUCUCAAUGGCUUUCGAUCAGAUGGGCGGUUCUCGUCCUACCCUUGCCUUGGCCCAAUAUCGAGUUCCUGGCGUCAGCGGUCUUUACCUCGCAGGCCCUUUUAUGCAUCCAGGUGGCGGGGUAUGGGGCGGCGGGCGUCCUGUGGCAAUCCGUGUAUUGGAGGAUCUAGGUAUAGGAUUUAAAUUGUAG
Messenger RNA from Fusarium oxysporum Fo47, 1602 nucleotides. RefSeq names its product phytoene desaturase family protein. NCBI's taxonomy places the organism in Eukaryota, Fungi, Ascomycota, Sordariomycetes, Hypocreales, Nectriaceae. Gene Ontology annotation, molecular function: oxidoreductase activity. Bases 1 to 1602 code for a protein of 533 amino acids. The record is from RefSeq and is a predicted model, not a curated record. The transcript has a single exon.